Molecule: messenger RNA, 6912 nt
Organism: Vicia villosa (hairy vetch)
Lineage: Eukaryota; Viridiplantae; Streptophyta; Magnoliopsida; Fabales; Fabaceae
Product: probable prolyl 4-hydroxylase 12
Exons: 6
Coding region: 5741-6613 (290 amino acids)
Biological process (GO): peptidyl-proline hydroxylation to 4-hydroxy-L-proline
Cellular component (GO): endoplasmic reticulum
Molecular function (GO): L-ascorbic acid binding; procollagen-proline 4-dioxygenase activity; iron ion binding
Source: RefSeq, a predicted model, not a curated record
UGUUUCUUUCUCGAGCGAAGAAGAAAGAGCAUAUCGAUAGUUUUUUUUUUCUUGCUGUUUUUGGUAUAUAAAUAACUCUAGGGUUAUACAAUCCGGUUAAAUUUAACUAAGUAAUUUUAGAAUUUUAAUCUUGAUAACCUUAGAAUUUUACAAUUUUAGAAUUUUAAUCUUGAUAACCGUUUCCAAACUGCAUAAUGUACCCAUACCCACUCUUCAACUAACAUAACCAACUGCAAGCUCACUACCUCUGCCACGUGGGCAGAGGUGUUCUUACCAAAUUUCCCCUUAUUAAAAAACUCCCUCCAUUUUUAUUUCAAAAUGCCAAAAACCUUGCCAUUCAAGUAACCACAUAAACUAACAAUCUAACUAACUUAGAACAUUCAGCUGACAUUCAUAAUAGUUCUUACUACCUCUGUCACGUGGCAGAGGUCUAACUACACUUUUGCCCCUCAUUUUAUAUUUUUACUCAAAAUUAACCCUAACACUUUAACUAAUUUUGCUUCUCUUUUUUAACCCAUCUAAGUAACUUCUAAAAUCACUCUAUCACAACCUUCCAACUCCUAACAAACUCUCAUUAAUCUAAUGGCUAUGAUCAAUUCACAAAUCCUAUAAAACGAUCUCACCUUUUACUUCACUCUCAUUCCCAACCUCGACUCAUAGCUUGUUGUGCCUCAAAAAAUUCCCACUUAUUUUAACCCUAAUUGGCUUUUGCUUCCCAUUCAUGUGCAUACGACUCACUAGGUAAUUUACAUAACUUUGCAUUCAUUCAAAAAGUAACUUGAGGCUUGAGAUCAAGGAGUCGUGCAAGUUAGGGCUUCCAUGAGUUGGAUUUAUCUGUUGCUUCUUUGAGCAUAGACUGUGGAAUUAAGGCUUGGCUCUCUUCAAUAUACAAGUACAUUUCUUCAUCAAUGGUUAAAAGAAACUUCUCCUCAUCACUUGCUGGCUUUCCUUUCAAAAAAACACAAGAGGCUUGAUUUGGGCAAGAAGCUUGCUUUGAGGCUUGAGUCAAGAUCUUUCCUUGUGGUUGUGCCUGCCAAUUGGCUAAAAGUUUUGUUGCAUUGAGCUUUCAUCAUGUCAAGAGGUGUCCUAUUAUUUGAGUUAUGGAGCAAAGUUUCAUCUAUCCAUUAUUCAUCAACUAGGGUUUUAUUCAAUCAAUGGUUGCUUCAAAUACAAGUUAUUAUGAAUAUGGAAUCCAAGCUUUCAAUUAGGUUUUCUUCAAGAUACAAGCAUGGUCUACAAAUGGAUUUGGGUUCAUUUUCUUGUGAAAUCAUGAAAUGGUACAAAUUUUGAUUCAAGGCAUAAGGACAAGUUUUUUGACUUUGGUCAAAGUCAACUUGGAAAGUUGACUUUUUAACCAAAGUCCACCUAAUGGCUACAUGAUCAUGAUCAUGAUUAUGGUCUCAAAAGCUAAUCAAAUUGGAAAUUCAAGAAUGCAAUAGAGUAUAAGAGUGAAAAUGUGAAUAUAUGCAAUUGGAGGGAACAAGAGAUUCAAAUUUUCUUACUUUUCUCUCAAGAUUCAAGACAUUUCAAAGAAACCAAUUUCAAGUUCAUUCCAAUGUCACAUUCCAUUACAUACGAAGGAUCUAAGUACAUAUCGUUGCCAAGUAUUCAUUACAAUAUCCAUUGCAAAAAGUCAAAAGCACCUUACAUAAUAAAAUACAUUGAAAAAACACAUCAAAAUAUGCAUUUGACCAAAGUUUAUAAGACCUCUCACACUUUAAAUGUGUACUGUGAAGCUCCUGCCAAAACCUGUUGCAUCAUACUUACGGUCACCUACAACUGCUACAUGUUACAAGCAAUACAGAACUAAUGCCACAAUAUCUAAAUGACAUGCCAAACAUUAACAUGACCUCAGAAUCAAACUUGCAGCCAUGCUAAAUUCGACUUAAGUCAAACCAUAAACUUGCAUCUGCAGCUAAUGAACACAAAACCAAUGCCCUGCAUAAACUAAAAAAUUAAACCAACAUAUCUACAUAACCCUUCAACACACAACCAUACAUACACCAAGUCAAAGCAUACAUCAUACAUGGCUAUAAUACAUUCAAAACUACAAACAGUUAAGCAUUCACAACAAUUAAAUUGGUUCACACAUAAAAAAUAACCAACCUGCAUCAAUUGAAAAUAAUUAAACCAAUCCAGAUUAACACUUCAAAAAAUGAAAUCUCAACUACAAACUAACUGUGCCACACUCACCCUAGAAUAACGAAGUGUGCCAUCAAAGCAUGCACUAAAAUGCCAUUAAUGACUAUUUAUGCUUGGCCCUACCAUGGUUUUGAGAAGCUACACUUUGUAGGUUCGAGUAAACGUGCUUUUUUUGUUUGCAUUUCUAGAUUAUGCUGAGAGGGAAGGAGAGUUUUAAGUUAAGUUACCCUACACCGCCAUUGUGGUUUUGAGAAGCUACACUUUUCUAGAUCAUGUUUUUUUGUUUGCAUUUCUGAAUUAUGUUGAAAGGGAAUGGGAGUUUUAAUUUAAGUUACUCUAUCCAUUACGACAGUGUUUCUUACUGUUUUAGUUUAAUGGUAAUGAAAUCUAAAAUAUCUGAUGAUUGAGUUAAAAAUGUGAGUGAACUGUUUUGCUUUGGGCUUGGAGUUUGUGCUCUCCCACCAGAGCCCAUUUAUAGCGUUUUUAGUUUCUUUUUAUUAACUCAACAAAAAUACUCCUUGGUUCUUAGAUUGUAGGCCUAGCGCAUAAUUGCUUCAGUGUACCCCUAUCUGAGCCCAACACCAACGUUUUUGACAUAACUGAAGGCCCCAUGAACACAAAAAUAUCCUUGCUAGUAUGUCUAGAGCUUUGUUGGUCCAUACCUCCAAUUUUGGUCUGUCACCCCCUGAUUUUGUUUAUUUUGUUGCUAUUAAUCUUUUCUUUUUCAUUUUUAAGACAAUAAAAAUACAUAAUAAAUCACUAAAAAAUGUUAGAACUUUUUAGGAGCCUUUUAGAAAUUAAUUAGACUUUUGCCUCAUAAUUUAUUUGAAUUUCCUUCAUUAUUUUUACACUUUUUCGUCAUUAUGUGUGUUACAAUUUUGAUGCAAAUUUAUGGUGCAAUUAUGUAUAUUGAAUCUUGAUUGUUUUUUUACUGUAAUUAUGUUCCUUAGGGUUGGUUUUGAUUCAAAUUAAUUAAGUCUUUUUUUGCCUUGAAUAAAUUGAAUUAAACUUUAGCAAUUUUAGGUCUUAAAAUAAAUCUUUUGCAUGACAACUUUAGGUUAGAAUUUUCCCUCUAAAAAUCCCAAUCUUAGGUCCAUAUAACAUUUUUGCAUCUUUUUCCUAUAAAAAAACUAAAAUCUCUUUUCUUAAAUAAAUUCAAAAAUAUUUUUAAAUGACGGAGUGUUAUUUUAAUACUUAAUACAUGCAAAUUAAACCUUCGAUAAACUUCUCUCAUAUAAUUAGAGUGAACACGUGAAUGAGGUGCGUAAUCAAGGUGGAAUUUUAUCGUGCUAUGCUUUUGCGGCCAAUCCCACGAUUGAAGCAAUUUAGCAUCGUAAAACCGAAAAUAGAAUCAAAAUAUAAAUUAUAUGAGAGAAGCUUAUCCUUAGUCAUUUUAGAGAAACAAAAUGAAUAUUAGGUUUCAAAAGAUUUGAUUUGCAUGUAUUGCGGUAGAACGGAAAUAACAUACUCUUCGUCAUUUUAAAUUAUUUUUGAAUUUAUUCAAUAAAAGAGAUUUUAGUCUUUUUAAAGGAAAAAGAUGCAAAAAUGAAUGAUGAAACAAAAUGGAAAUUCUAACCUAAUGUUAUCAUACUAAAUGGACCUAAGAUUGCGAUUUUUAGAGGGGAAAUUCUAACCUAAAAAUGACAUUUGUUUUAAGACCUAAACUUGUUAAAUUUUAGUUCAACUUAUUCAAGCCAAAAGACUUAAUUAAGUUGAACCAUAAGGAACAUGCAAUAUGAUCAAGAUUAUAGGUAAAAAACAAAGUAUCAUGCAGAAAAGUGUAACAAUAAUGAAGGAAAAUCAAAGAAAUUAUGAGGAAAAAGUGAAAUUAAUUUUUAAAAUGCUUCUAAAAGUUAUAACAUUUUUUAGUGAUUUAUUAGGUAUGUUUAUUGUCUAAUGGAAAAGAAAAGAUUAAGAGAAACAAAAUAAACAAAAUCUAAAGGCAAUAUGAUUCUGGUGUGUCUCUAUGUUAUGAUGACAUAUUACUAAUAAGGAGUUGUUAAGAUGAGAUGGUCAAGUUCAAGAAGGUGUUUAUAAAUGAGUUUUAGAUGAUUGAUCUGGGAAAUAUUAUAUGUUUCCUAGGGAUGAAGAUUCUGUACUCUGAGAAGGAUAUAAUUUUGCAUCAACUGAAGUAUGAACUUUAACUUCUUAAGAGAUUUGAGCUAACAAAUUGCAAGACUGCAAUCACACAUGUUGAGACGAAUCACAAGUUGGAUUAUGAUGUUGAGGGUGAUAAUGUAGAUGCUACAAUUAUUAAACAGUCGGUUGACUUAUUGAGAUAUCUUUGUAAACUAGACUUGACAUUUGCUAUGUAGUUGGAAUGGUGAGUAGGUUUAUGAACAAGCCAAAGUGGUCACAUUACAAAGCUGCUAUAAGGAUACUGAGGUAUAUUAAAGGGACUUUGAGGUAUGGAGUGUUGUUCCAUUCUGGUGUUAAAUCUGACUCAGAACUGAUAUGCUAUUUAGAAUUUGAUUGGAUUGGAAACAGAGUUGACAGAAGAAAUACUUUUGGAUAUUUCUUCAAGUAUCGUGGAAGUCUCAUUUCUUGGUGCUCCAAGAAGUAACAUGUGGUUGUCUUGUCAACUUGUAAAGCUGAAUACAUUGUAGGUGCUUUGUCUCCAUGUCAAGCUGUUUGGCUUAUGAACUUAUUGUAGGAUCUGGAGAUUAAGGGGAGCAAACCUAUGAGAAUUCGCGUUAUAGAGUUUGAUUAGCUGAAUAUGAAUUAAGGGAUAAUGUUAGAAGUAAUUCAUAUCCAGAAGUUAUUGUUAGAGUCAGAAGCUUCCGAGGUUGUUAGUCAGAAGUAAUAGUUAGUGAGGCAGUUAGUUAGAAGCUCUUCUAGAAGUUGUUCUUAGUUGUUAGCCUAGCUUAGCAUACUUUGGUUGUGUCUACGUGGCAAUUUAAUCUUUGUUUAUUUAAACAAGUUUGUUACAAUGAAAUCUUAACUGAAUUUUUCACCAUCGAGAAUUUGUUACGUUUUCUCUCUUCUCUCUUUGCUUCCAUCUUCAUCUUCUAUCUUGUGCACCAACAAGAGAUACCAAAAGUCUAUUAAAUAUUAAACAGGUUAAAAAUAAAAUAUGAAAGUAAAACACAUAUAGCGUCAAUGGUAAAAAAAUUAUGUAAAAUUUGUAAAAAAAACCAUCAAGAUGUGGACCACACAAAUGAAUCAUGGUAGACUAUUAGAUUUUUUUCACUAUGCUAAAACUUAAUUAAUCAGAAUUUUCAAAAUAUUUGGAAGUUUUUAUCUUUUUCGAAUUUUUUGAAACUUUCUAUAAGCAAUAUAGGACUCCCAAAAAUUUACAUGAUCAAUACAUUAUUACAUUGUUUUCACUACUUAGGAAAAAAUAAAAAUAAAAAUAUCUCCUUUAUUGCAAUAUCAAUGAAAUUCUUUUAAUCAUGGAAGCUGGAAACGGUGAUGAAUACAGUUGUUUGAGACUCUAUCUAUCUGGUACUCAUUAAUUAAUUAUGGCAGAAGCGUCAUAGGAAAAAAUCUUAUCGCAUCGCAUAGAUCGAGAAGAAGGAAACCACAAUCGCAUAGCAUUAGAUCGAGAGAGAACAAGGAACCAACAAUCGCACAUUUCCACAGCGAUCUCCAAAAUACAAUGUCCUCACUUUCCCUUCUUCUCACCCUCUCGCUUCUUCUAACCACCUCUUUCUCGCAUAGCAGCAGGAAAGAACUACGGGACAAAGAUGAAAAUGUGUUCCACCGAAAUUCUGUUUAUUAUUCCAACAGAAUUGAUCCCUCACGUGUUGUCCAAAUCUCCUGGCAACCAAGGCUAUUUCUUUACAAAGGCUUUCUCUCACAUAACGAGUGUGACUACCUUAUGUCUCUGGCUUAUUCUGUAAAAGAUAAAUCAUCACCAUAUGUUGCCCAUUCUCACGAAGAUGAUAUUGUUAAAAGGAUUGAAGAAAGACUUUCAGUUUGGACUUUCCUUCCUAAAGAGAACAGCAAGCCUUUACAAAUAAUGCAAUACGGGCUUGGGAAAGAUAGUCAGAACAUGGAUUAUUUCACAAACAAAACUGAUUUGGAAUUAACCGGACCUUUGAUGGCAACGAUUGUUCUAUAUCUCUCGGAUUCUACUCAAGGGGGUCAAAUUAUCUUUCCCGAAUCAGUUAUCAAGAGUAGCAGCUGGUCGAAUUGUAGGAAUACUAGUGACAUUCUCCAACCAGUAAAAGGGAAUGCAGUUCUGUUUUUCUCUCGUAACCUAAAUACAUCGCCCGACAGAACUAGCUUCCACGCUAGAUGCCCUGUCCUUAAAGGCGAUAUGUGGUCUGCUGUUAAAUUCUUCUAUGCAAAAUCAGUCAAUGGAGAGGAAAUCUCAACUACACCAGAUGGAGAUGAAUGUACUGAUGAGGAUGAUAAUUGUCCCGCUUGGGCGGCUACGGGAGAAUGUCAAGGAAACCCUGUCUUCAUGAUUGGAUCUCCGGAUUACUAUGGUACAUGUAGGAAAAGCUGUAAUGCAUGCUCUGAUUAGAAGUUGGUUUUCCACAAAAAAAAAGCAUGAUGUGUUUGCUUUUUAAAUUGGUUAUAGAAUAGGAAAUUUAGUUGAGUUGAUUAACUAGCUAGUUUUCUCAUGAUAUUCUUUAUCAAUUAUGAUAUUCCAUAUUUAACUAGUCAUUAUACCAUUUGCAUUUCAGAAAUGUAUAUGUCGAGUUUUGCAUUUUUUAGAAGUUGCUCAACUACUUUCUGAGCUGAAUAUAGAAAGUAUUUAAAAUUGUACUAUUAGAUUUGACACUAAUUUGGGCUAUGAAUGAAACUAAUUUGAAUAUAGUU